AUGCCUCUCUUCGGACGCAAACACGAAGCAACUCCAACACAACCAGCUCCUGUAACCACCACCUCUCACCAUCGCCAAACAACACAAACCUCAUCCCCUCGCACAGGCGGCGGCCUCUUCCACCGUCGCCGCUCCUCCUCCUCCCUCAGCUCCUCCGACCUUGAACACAACCCAGCCGGCCGCCGUUCCUCCCGCCUCUCCAAAUCCGGCGGUGGUAUGGGAGGCCUCUUUUCCCGCGGCAGUACAGCUCACGAAGACCCCAGCAUCAUGGCCGCACGAGAACGUGUCCAAGCCGCUGAACGGGCCGAGCGAGAUGCGGAUUUCGCGCUGCAGCAGGCGAGGAAUAGUGUGCGGGAUGCGAGGGAGCAUGUGAGGAGGUUGGAGCUGGAAGCGGAGGCGGAGGCGAAGGCGGCGAAGAUGAAGUCGGCGCAGGCGAGGGAUUUGAAUAGGCGGGCGAAGCCUCUGGGAAGUAAGUUUUGA
Lithohypha guttulata is the source of this 480-nucleotide messenger RNA. RefSeq lists its product as uncharacterized. The transcript has a single exon. The coding region runs from base 1 to 480 and encodes 159 amino acids. Lineage: Eukaryota; Fungi; Ascomycota; Eurotiomycetes; Chaetothyriales; Trichomeriaceae. The record is from RefSeq and is a predicted model, not a curated record.